Messenger RNA from Linum trigynum, 792 nucleotides. Lineage: Eukaryota; Viridiplantae; Streptophyta; Magnoliopsida; Malpighiales; Linaceae. The record is from the annotation of a GenBank genome assembly.
AUGACCCUCUUGGAGCGGUGCCUUACCAUUGAUUUCUUUGGUGUCAAUAAUAGGGGGCUCCCUGAUGCGCUGGAGAAGCCUUUUUUGGAGUGGGCUCGUGAAAACUGGAAGUUGAACGACAACUUCGCCUUCUCCAAGAAAAUCCCUCGCGGCAAGAGGCUAUUCGAGUACAAUCUUGUCGGCAGGUGCUUUCGACCGCAGGAGGGCUUGACUUGGAUCAUGGCGUUUGGAAUCCCAGCUCACCUCAAAAGCUUGGACGUCUGCAGAAAAAUCGGCGAGUUCUGUGGGGGUUUUGUGGAUGUUAAUCGCAAUGGUUGGGAUGGGCCGUUCAUUUGUAUCCAAGUUAAGUCGGGAGCUCAGAUCCCAGAACAGGUACCAUUGAUCUUUGGCACUACGCUGUUUCCGGUCAAGAUUGUGGUCCCUCCGGCCGCCCAGAGCCCGCUCGCGGACCAGAGUCGCCGCCACCUCCUUCUUCAGUUCAGCUGUCAGGCGAAAAGUUUUCCUGUGGAAGUCGAACCGCCACCUUUCCCCCCGCUCACCAACCUCGAGGAUCCAGGCGAGUUACAAGGUGGAUGCGGCAGUGGAAGGAGUUCCCCAUGCAUGCAGCGGGUAGACAGGCCCAAAUUGGUGAAGAAGGUACGGAUGAGAAAGUUUGGGUCGUUGCCUAACCCCAAACCCAAGUCGGACAGCCUCCCCAGCCCUCUCGAGACCUCUGAGCCUGUUAGCUCAACCUUCUCACCUUGUCUGCCCGCCUCAUCUUUAAGCCCGUUGUACACCCCUAACCUAACCUAA